UGGACUCAUUCGCCCCGACGACGAUGUUUUAUUGGAAAUAGACUCGUCAAUGGCGGUGGUUCUGCUCAACGGCAGACGACUUCUUAUCGACUUUUCUGCCCGAUUAGGCAAACCGAUCCUCUCAUGCGGGGUUCUCACGGCGAGAUGCUUUUAUUCAAGAACCAAUCCUGGGGGCUGUUUCGAACAUAAAAAGAAGGUGACUUCCUAGGAAAACUAUACAAUGAUAACUCGCAGAAUCCAUAUCGCAGUGCUGGACGUUGACGUCCCCGUUCCGAAUGUGUACGCUGCCCAAGGGCUCUACAGCUCGCAGUUCAGGGUUUUACUCCAGGCGGCGGUAGCAAGAUUGAACAAGGCAAGCAAGCUCGCGACAGGCCCAAUUGCCAUCCACACGACGGCCUACGACGCUGUUGGUGGCGCUCUUCCACCUUUGCAGGGUCUCCGCAGCCAGCCUCGAGGCCAGGGUACCGCGGACCCAGAAAAUUUCCGAUGCGGACCUUUGGGGGCUAUCGAUGCGGUUCUCAUCACCGGAUCCUCAGCCUCUGUCUACGCUUUCGACAAAUACCCCUGGAUCCGGCCCCUGCAGACGUUCAUUCAGACCGUGUACGCUGAGUUCCCUCACGUCAAGCUGUUCGGGUCCUGUUUCGGACACCAGCUCAUCGCCCAGGCGCUUUUGUCGCUGCAUAACCCGCUCGUCCAGCCUCAUGAAGCGUUCAAGGUCGAAGCCUGUCCCCUGGGUGCCGAGGUGGGCAUUCAGCCCAUCAAACUGCACUCGAGCUUUGUAACAAGGUUCCCCUGUCUGGAGACUGCUGCUGCUAGUAGUGUGUCCAGUGAUUCCGAGCGGGAUUUUUGCAUCCAACUCAUUCAUUUGGACCGCGUCGUGCCCGAAAAGGCAGGGGUAUUGCAAGAUGUCAGGUCAUCGGACCUCUGCAUGCCUUCCUCGGAUGAGACUAAUGCCAGUAUGACCCUGCCGAGCGGGUGGAUCAGCAUCGGCGGCAGCGCGAAAUGUCCGAUCCAGGGACUCUACAACCCCCGCCGCGUGCUGACAUACCAGGGUCACUUCGAGUUCGACAGUUUCGUCACCCGCGAGACCUGUGUGGAGUUUGCGCGACGGCUGAACUGGCCUGCUGCAGAUGUACAGGACUACUUGGCAUGUAUUGAUCGAGCCUGUGUGCCGGGCAGUGAGGACGCUGACGACUCGAAGCUUGCUGCCGAGGUGGUCGUGCUGUUCUUUGCCGGGGAGGAUGCUGGUAGCCAGGAGAUCCUCAUGCCAAUGGAGACUGGCAUACUCACCCCUCCUCUAGAAAUACAAUAAGUGCCUUCUAUAUUCCAUAAUGAUAUUACUAUUACUAUUCCUUGUUCCUACUAAUUAGCCAAGACUCGAGAGGCAGUUAGUAGUACUUAACGCUUAUCCUUUUGAGGAAAGCCAGGCGAGAGACCUCAAGCAGUGUCUAUCAACCAGUUCUCUGGAUAGAAUGCAAAAUAUAUAGCCAAAAGACAGAUUCUAUUAUACAACUAUCAUC
Molecule: messenger RNA, 1520 nt
Organism: Penicilliopsis zonata CBS 506.65
Lineage: Eukaryota; Fungi; Ascomycota; Eurotiomycetes; Eurotiales; Aspergillaceae
Exons: 1
Coding region: 221-1312 (363 amino acids)
Cellular component (GO): nucleus; cytosol
Source: RefSeq, a predicted model, not a curated record